Anolis carolinensis (green anole) is the source of this 2518-nucleotide messenger RNA. It is a transcript of the gene slc38a6, whose product is annotated as solute carrier family 38 member 6. Gene Ontology annotation, biological process: amino acid transmembrane transport; L-glutamine transport. Gene Ontology annotation, molecular function: L-glutamine transmembrane transporter activity. Lineage: Eukaryota; Metazoa; Chordata; Lepidosauria; Squamata; Anolidae. The transcript is spliced from 16 exons. Gene Ontology annotation, cellular component: plasma membrane. The coding region runs from base 398 to 1591 and encodes 397 amino acids. The record is from RefSeq and is a predicted model, not a curated record.
CAGAACUGUAGUAGAAGGCAUGCCCUCGCCCUGCUCCUAUUUUAUUGAUUCUUAAAAUACCAAAGAAUAAUUCUGCUAAAGUUACACUUUGAAAGCUCACAAUUUUAUUGCAUAGCUUGUGAUUUUUCCAAUUAUAUGAAGCUCUAAAUAUUACAAGAGUUGUUUUAAAAAAAUCGAUACAGAGCUAGUGAAUUUUCUAGCAAUGCAAGGUCUCUAAUUUUCUCUCAGAAUGUCUUAUUAUAAUAGUGAGAUAAACAGUAAUAAUUAGAAUUUGCAUUUAAAAAGUCUCCCCUUCUUAUCUUUAAGCCAUUUCAUCCACCUCAGCUCUUUUGUUUGAGCCCAUUGAAAUCUGAGAUUCUCACCUGGAGCUUCCUUUGGCUUCUCAGUAUUUAACUUAAUGAAUGCAAUCAUGGGCAGCGGGAUCCUUGGAUUGGCAUAUGCUAUGGCCAAGACAGGAAUAAUCGGGUUUAGUGUGUUGCUGAUGCUUGUUGCCAUUCUUGCAUCUUACUCCAUAUUCCUGUUGCUUACUAUGUGCAUUCACACUGCUGUCACUUCCUAUGAAGAUCUCGGUCUCUUCGCAUUUGGCUCACCUGGGAAGGUUCUUGUGGCCAGUACAAUCAUCAUACAGAACAUUGGAGCAAUGUCCUCUUAUCUUUUCAUUAUCAAGUCUGAACUUCCUGGGGCCAUUGCAGGAUUUCUGAGUGAAGACCACAGUGGUUCCUGGUACCUUGACGGGAGAUUGCUGCUCCUGAUUACCUCCGUCUGCAUUGUCUUUCCUCUAGCACUUCUUCCUAAAAUUGGCUUUCUUGGCUACACAAGUAGUUUAUCAUUUUUCUUUAUGGCGUAUUUUGCUCUCGUGAUCAUAAUUAAAAAGUGGUCCAUUCCGUGCCCUUUGCCUCUCAACUUCGCUGUUUCAAAUUCUACAGAAGAAUGUAAACCAGCACUUUUUAAUUUUUCUAAGGAGAGUGCUUAUGCUAUUCCGGUUAUGGCGUUCUCAUUUCUCUGCCAUACAUCAGUAUUGCCAAUUUAUUGUGAGCUCCAAAGUCCGUCCAAAAGCAGGAUGCAGAAGGUAGCCAACACAGGAAUUGGCUUGAGCUUUCUGGUUUAUUUGGUGUCGGCACUUUUUGGAUACCUCACUUUUUAUGGUCACGUGGACUCAGAGCUGCUGCGAGGAUACAGUAGGUACUUGCCCCAUGACACAGUCAUCAUGACAGUCAAACUGAGCAUCCUUUUUGCGGUGUUGUUGACAGUUCCCCUCAUCCACUUUCCCGCGAGGAAAGCUGUGAUGAUGGUAUUUUUUUCCCAUCUUCCCUUCUCUUUGACCCGCCACAUCUUCGUCACUUUAGCACUCAAUGCAACUUCUGUCUUGCUGGCUAUGUAUGUACCUGACAUUACACAACUUUUUGGAGUAGUCGGGUCUACCUCAUCAACCUGUUUACUUUUUAUAUACCCUGGGUUGUUUUACCUUAAGAUCAGCACAGAAGAUUUCGUUUCACGGCAUAAACUUGGGGCAUGUGCGUUGCUCAUUUUUGGCCUCUUGGUUGGCCUCGUCAGUUUAGCACUAAUCAUUUACAAUUGGAUUCAUCAUUGAAAGCAUUCCUGCCUUCUGGAACUUGGAGCUGCUACUCAGAUAAACAUUUCAGCAACAUCUGAAGUGAAAUCACUGCUUCAAAUGCUGGGGGAGAAAGAAAGGCUUCACAAAAGUUUGCAAAUCAUAACAAAUCUGCACUGCAAAUCAGAUUUUUUUUCCUUACUGCAAAAUUGAGCUGGAACUCAAGAAAAUUAUAGCAGCAGUUUUAUCAUUUUUUACUCUUUAGUAAUCCUUUUCCACUUACGGGCUUCUUUGCCUUGCAAACAACAUCCAGAAAGAUCCAAUCAAAAAACUCAGAGAUCACAAUGACAUCAUGUUAUAUUAUCUGGUUCCAGUUAUAAGUGUUUUGGAAGAACUGAAGAAAUGUUGGGGUGUUUUUGCACAACAACCUCCAAAAUUCCCCUGUCAGCAUGACCAAAAAAUUGGAAUGUGCUAUCCAGAACAAAAUAAACAAACAAAACCCAGCAAAACCUCAGAAACGUUUCCAUGCUCUGCCUGUCUCUGGCCAGCUAGUAAACAACCAAAAAUCGAGUAUUCAGUGUGGUAGAGUUGUGGCUGAAAUCCAACAAUACAAGGCAGUCUUCUGAGAACAUCCUGCAAAAAGUGGCUGAAAUCCUGCUACACCUGCUGCUGUCAGUUCCACAGAAACAGCAUUCAAAACUCCUCCAUCCUUCUUGCCCAGCAAAGAGCUCCAAUAUGCAAACCGAAGCCAAGUCUGGUCUAGCUCUGAUUAAAGCCUGCCAUCCCAGUUGAUUUAUAGUUCAGCAGAAAAACAAGAAAUCACUGUGAGAUUAACCCUGCCUGCCUGCCUGCCAGUGUGUCCUGACUUUUUUACUGAACAGUAAAAUGUGUACAGUUUUUAUCCUUCAUUGCAUUCGGAGGUAAGAUCCCAGGGUUAAUGUAAAAUAAAACUCUGGUUUCUUUCAA